AUGACUCUAGCUCCGAUUACGGGUAAACUUCGCAAAAGGCUUAUAUUUGACAUCUCCGCUGCUUUAGGUUUGGGCACUGUUUCUGCAUAUGCCUAUUGGUACGGGAUCCAUAUUCCUGCUGUUCGUAAAAGAGAUUUCUUUUACGCAAAACUUGCUCAAGAAAA
This is a messenger RNA of Dentiscutata heterogama, 164 nucleotides long. The record is from the annotation of a GenBank genome assembly. NCBI's taxonomy places the organism in Eukaryota, Fungi, Glomeromycota, Glomeromycetes, Diversisporales, Gigasporaceae.